CUUUUGGAGGCCGGUGGCGGCGGGGAGGGCCGCGACUGGGAAGAGACAGCGGGAGGACGGGUUUUGUAGUGCAUCAGCCAAGCCGGCCAAGCCUCCUUCCUGCAGCCCCACCUGCCGCCCCGUCCUUCCUGCCGAGGGACUAGGCCGCCGCCGUGCUGCUCCGAGCCUUGCUCGGCCGCUGCCGCGAGUCCUUGGGCGGGGGCGAGCCCGCCUGUUCCGUUUGCCGACCGGAGUUGUGCCUUCGUCGCGCCCUCCUUUUCCCCCGCCGCCGCCGCCUCUUCUUUCCCUCCGCCCCGCUCAGAGCUUCGCAGGCCCCUCGGUGUGUCUCAUGGACAGGCACAAAGUGAAGCGCCAGAGGUUGGACCGCAUUUGCGAAGGUAUAAGGCCGCCUAUUGGCAAUGGUCCAAUGCCAGCCCGUCCACUGGUUGCCCUCCUUGAUGGCAGGGAUUGCACUGUAGAGAUGCCUAUCUUGAAGGAUGUGGCCACAGUGGCUUUCUGUGAUGCACAGUCAACUCAGGAAAUUCAUGAGAAGGUGCUAAAUGAAGCUGUUGGGGCUCUGAUGUAUCACACCAUUACUUUGUCACGCCAGGACCUGGAGAAGUUCAAAGCUCUCCGGGUCAUUGUGCGAAUUGGCAGUGGCUAUGACAAUGUGGAUAUCAAGUCAGCUGCAGAAUUAGGAAUAGCAGUGUGCAACAUCCCUUCUUCUUCUGUGGAAGAGACAGCAGAUUCUACCCUCUGCCACAUCCUCAACCUUUAUCGUCGGGUUACUUGGCUGCACCAGGCCAUGAGGGAAGGAAACAGAGCCUCCAGUAUGGAGCAGAUCAGAGAGGUGGCUGGAGGUGCUGUGCGUAUCCGUGGUGAGACUCUGGGCAUCAUUGGUCUUGGUCGUGUUGGGCAAGCAGUUGCCCUGCGUGCAAAACCCUUUGGCUUCAAUGUGAUUUUCUAUGAUCCAUAUCUGCCUGAUGGAGUGGAGCGUUCUCUGGGAUUGCAGCGGAUGACCACCUUGCAAGAUCUCCUGAUGCACAGUGACUGCAUCACGUUGCACUGCAGUCUAAACGAGCAUAACCAUCACCUCAUCAAUGACUUCACCAUUAAACAGAUGCGUCAAGGCUGCUUCCUAGUGAAUACAGCUCGCGGAGGUCUGGUGGAAGAGAAAGCCCUAGCUCAAGCCCUAAAGGAGGGAAGGAUUAGAGGAGCAGCACUGGAUGUGCAUGAGUCAGAGCCUUUCAGUUUUGCAAAUGGGCCCCUGAAAGAUGCUCCCAAUGUGAUCUGUACUCCUCACACAGCCUGGUAUAGUGAACAGGCUUCCAUUGAGUCCAGAGAGGAUGCAGCUAAGGAGAUCCGAAGAGCCAUCACAGGUCACAUACCUGAUAAUUUGAGGAACUGUGUUAAUAAGGAGUACUUGCUUUUAGCAGCUCAGUGGUCCAGUAUUGAUCCCGCAGCUGUACAUCCAGAACUUAAUGGAGCUACAGCUUACAGGUUUCCUCCUGGAGUUGUGGGAGUAGCAACCUCUGGGCUACCAGAGCCACCAGUAGAGGGGAUUGUAGCUCACGGCAUUCCUUCUGUGUCUCAUUCUGCACCACAUACCCCUUCUCCAGGAGAGUCAAGCAAACUGGAGCCAGACAGAGAAAUCUCCACUGACCAGUAGCAUCUUUGUUGUCCUUUUCAUCCCUCACAAGAAAGCAGGGGAUAUCUCCUGUUUUAGGACAUAAUUACGACCCCCAUGGACUGUUUCCUGUUCACACAGGACAGGAGAAUGCAUUUCAUUGUUGGCAAAUUCUAUCUCUUGCCUUUAAACAGGUAUUUUAUAACAGAUUUAGUUUAAAUCUCUUGGUGAAUUUCUUUCCUUGUCUGGGGUAAUGAAGCAGUGAUUUUUUUUCAUCCUCUUGGUAAUGUUUAGCUUUAACAUGCAAGUCCUCAUGCACCUGUGUGAUAUGCAGGAGAACAGUACCUGGCUGAACACUGAAAACUCCAGUGAUUCCAAGGCUGGUGUGGAUUUUUAAGGUGGUUUCUUAGGUUAAAGAUCAACUAAGUCUCAGGUACAAUUGACAACAUUGUAAUGGGGAGCACGGGAGGCUGUGCAUGUGAAUUGCUUGGUAGGAAGAUGGGGUGCCCUUCCUCAGUUGUGGGCGCUUACUACUUUGAUCCUGCCUGCAUGCCAUUAUCUGAUGUGAUUGGUGGGUGAUUUGCUCCCAGGGGACUGAGGGUAAAUAAUUACACAAGUCAGAGUGAAUUUGAAAUUCCGCCUGGAAUCUGUUUUGUGUUCAAAACAUGUGCAUAGAAACAGUUGAAUUGUUUUGACAGCAGAGAUGCUUGUGAAGUUGCAGGAAGAAAGGUUCAACUGAGAUUUGGUCCCAGCUCAGGGAAUGAGGACUCAGCUCCACAUAGGGAGAUAGGAGAAUUUCAGAAUGCAAGGCUUCAGGUUAUUGUAAAUGCCUGUUCUUUGCACACUAGUAGUGCAACUGCUACAAGAAGAUGAUUAUGCUGAAAUCCUAGAAUUUAAUUUAGGACCUAAGUCUCUUUGACCUGUCUUUUAACACACAUCAAAGGCCAAGCUAGGAUUGUUCCCUCAGAUUUUGUCUAGUGUGAAAUGUCCCAGGUGUGUGCUGAAUCAUUCUUUACUUCAACUCUUUUCUCUGAAUUGAGUCCUUGUUCUGCAAGAAACAAAAACCAACAAAAUCCAUUCUCAGAGCCUGCAGAUAGCUACGCAGAUUGUUUCUGAAAAACUAAGUCAUAUAUUGAAAGUUUCUAACUUGGAUAUGUUUUAAAGGAGGCAUUUAAACCCUUUUAGAGACAGAUCUAGGGUUGUAAAUUGUCUUUUAUGGGUGGGUGGGUGUUUAUUGCUUAUUCCCUGGCACAUUGUGCAAAGAGCACAUACUCCAUCAUGUAACAAAAUAUUUAUUAUUGUUAGAAGGUAGCCUUGUCAUUUUGCUUGGACUUCACAGUACUUUUUGACCAUGGAGAAGUUAUGGCUUUUAACUAACCUAUCUAAGCAGCAGAGAACGGAAUGUUGGGAAGAAAGAAUGAGAAUUCUUUGUCCUGAUUAGAAUCCAUCUUUCCCUUUUCCAAACAAAAAUGCCUUCUAGGCAAGGUGGAAAUUGCAUAGAGUAGAAACCCCAACUUUAGAUCUUGCCUGACAACUGAAAAUUGUAAUAGGUUAGGCUGUUCCCAAGCUUCCUAUUGUUGUCCAGACUGUCUUGCAUGUGUUGCGGCAGGGGUUUUCCCAAUGCCAAGUGCUAACAGAAAGGUAUGUAGUAGUCCCUUUAAAAUGAGGGAGGAGCUGAGAAAGAUGGAAAUCUAAUUUUUGUAUUGUUCAGAUUUGGUUCUUUCCUUGAGAUGGUAUAUGGUUCCCUGAUAGUAUGUGCUCUGUUAGAAUGUGAGUUGGAAGUGCUUGUAGUGUAGGCUCUGAUAGUGGGGGAGGCACAAUAGCUUUAUAAUCUCUUGGAAUCUCUUGGAUGAUUAUGACUACAUGUUUAAAAUUCACAUACCUCUUGGGUUGCUCAGGGUUUUUAGCACUAUAUGCAUGGGGGGAUGCAUACUAACAGAUGUCAGUGCUAAAUGUGUGACAGUGUGGGGAGCCUUUGAGUAAAGCCUUCAGCUCCGAAGAGCUUUAAUUUGGAGCAAAAGCAACAGCUUCAGCUUUUUUGUAUAAUCUGUGUACUAAUAUGCUCUAACCAACGCAAAAACUGGAAGUAGGUAUCAUUUGUGCUAUUGCAGGCAUAACAUAAUGCUGCCUCUUUACUAGGGUUACAGGAUUGGGAGUAGGCUGUGAGACAGCACAUUCCCUCAGUCUCAUCCCUUUUCUUUUUCUUUGAAUUUCCUAUAUCUUCCUAUCUCAGUUUAGGGUGCCCCCAGGUCUUUGUUAACAUUGGCCAGAACACACUGAACCAGAGUAAAGAGGGCAAAAGGAAUGUGUUUGUGAAAGGAGAUACAACCUAUUGAUCCCAUUGCCUGUUUCUGAUCUGUUAACCCUAGCCAAGGGCCUGCAUUGCUUUGUCUGCACUAGCAAUUGAAAAGUUGUACUCCCUAGUGGGUAAACUAGCCACUGUAAGUGGGCUGCCUGUAUUACCCUUCUGAAUCCCCUUCUGGGGGAAAAAUCUCUAAUCUACUAAUGCUAGCACAUUUUAAUGCACUUCAGCCAUAAUACCAGGUGCUACUCCAGAGGGUAAUUCAGGGCUGUGUGUAUUCUCCACUAACUCCCCAUCCCACUAAACCCCAAAUCCUGAUACAUAAUGAAUAGUUUUCAGAGGGAUAGCCAUGUUAAUUUGCUGCAGUAAAAGCAACAGACUCUUGUGGCAACUUAAAGACUAACAAAUCUACUAGCAUAUGCUUUUGUGAACAUAAGGAGCAUGAAAGGUCAUCCUACAUUGAUUUCUGUGUGUAUAUGCAUGUCCACUUAGGAUUCAUGAAUUUAAUAAAGUGGAAUGUUGUCCAUGACAACUUACACCAUUAAAAUGUUAAACUUUCUUAGGUGCCACAUAAAAAUAAACAUUUCUCCUUCCAAUAAACUUCCGUAUUUGAAAUGUUUUGCUGUGGCUAACAUGGGAAAGAAAUGUAUGGUGACAAGGGCAUGGAGAUCAGGGUUAGGAAAUAGUCACCAUAAGCAGAGAACUCUGGAGGUCCCUGAGGCCGCAGCACAUGACCUUUUAGUUUCUUGAACUUGAUUAGAUAUUGAUCAUACAUUAGAAGCUGUUGAAUACAACCAAAAAAGCCAGUAUAUUAUUUUUUUAAAAUGAAAGCUGAGAUUCUCAGGAUAUCAUGUUUGAAUACAGAGCCUAUACUUGCAUGGUGCUGAAUACACACCCUGGGUAUGAGGAAGUAAGCUUCUCUACUAACCAUGGUUCUUACCCUACUAGGAGAUACUGAUGUAUUUCACAGGCCUGUUGCAACCCAGAAAAUAUUACUGUGGUUUUAUUACUGCCACAAGUUCUGGCAUCCCAUGGGCUGAGCAUUCCUAUUGUAGAGAACCAGGAAACCAAUUGCCCCAGUGUCAUAUUUUAUUAUAAAUGGAGUAAAUCAGCAGUUUCCCCCCUCAACUUGCUGCUGGCAAUUCCUAUCUUGUUUAUAAUAUUUCUGAUCAAAGUUCCCAGCUGUGAGAUUGCACGGAUUCUGUUCAUCUUGCCUAUUUCAGGGAGUAGUGCAAGAUACAUUUAAUUAAAGGUGACAGCCGUAUAUUAGUAAGCAAGAUAUUUUUUACACAUGAAUACCUCUAAAGAUUUAUCAGGUAAAACCUCCAUAAGGAGAGAAUUUGGGAAGAUCCCAGCUGGCUAGCACUGAGCCUCUUGUUUAAUUUAGAAAUCAUGCUGGUUGGCAUAAUAGAAAUACAUUCUUAACAAUGGUAGGGUUGCAUCUGUCUCUGAAUGCUGGUGGAACAUGGUUUAAGCCUUAAUUCCUCAAAAAUAACCAGUAUUACUUAGACCUACAUUUGGGAAUUAAAAUAACUUUGAAAUUACCAGAGUGGCAUUACUUGAGGGUCCAGAUCAGGUUUGAGACUCUGUAGUUGAUCAAGCUUCUGUUUCAGAAUGCAAGAUUGGCCAGGUGUUGAUGAAAGUGCUCCAGUGGCACAUCAUGGUAUAUUGUUGGUUAGAACUAGCAGUUGCCACAAGAACAGGAUAGAUCUUGGGUAUAAAUGCUAAAAGCAGAGUUUCUUGCCUGACACCAAACACUGGUUCAGUGACCCCUUUCUCACAUGUAAAGAUGAGCAACUCCUUGCUCCAAGUUUUAUGCAUGCUGGGGGAAGAACAAAAUGAGAGAACUAAAAACUCAUGUUUAAAUUGCCUUCCUUUAGAAUUAAAGUGGAGCUUAAUCCCAAAGAACGUCUUUUCCUAACGUUGAGGCAGGAGUGCCCUGGGUCAUGCCAAGCUUAUCUGCAGGAGGAGCUCACUCUGUCCUAAGGUAUAUUCUGCUUGUCAGGUUUGCUGUUGCUGACCAGCUUUUUUAUAGAGGACUCAGAGUUUCAGAAAUAUAUUUUUGUAGACAAUAACUAAACUGUGAAACUUAAACAAUAAAGCAUGUAAAAGCAUUUCCAACAAUGUUUCCUGUACAGAUGUUUCUCCCUUCAACUCUCUCCUUGCUUUUGUUAGAAGUUUGACAGUUUCUUGAAUAUAUUUUAAUAAAUAUUUCCUUUAUGGUCA
This is a messenger RNA of Varanus komodoensis (Komodo dragon), 6134 nucleotides long. Its product is annotated as C-terminal-binding protein 2. Lineage: Eukaryota; Metazoa; Chordata; Lepidosauria; Squamata; Varanidae. The transcript has 9 exons. Gene Ontology annotation, molecular function: oxidoreductase activity, acting on the CH-OH group of donors, NAD or NADP as acceptor; NAD binding; transcription corepressor activity. Bases 329 to 1648 code for a protein of 439 amino acids. The record is from RefSeq and is a predicted model, not a curated record.